This is a messenger RNA of Colletotrichum lupini, 282 nucleotides long. RefSeq lists its product as uncharacterized. Lineage: Eukaryota; Fungi; Ascomycota; Sordariomycetes; Glomerellales; Glomerellaceae. The record is from RefSeq and is a predicted model, not a curated record. The transcript has 2 exons. The coding region runs from base 1 to 282 and encodes 93 amino acids.
AUGUAUAUUGAUGACAAGGAACUGCAAAGGCUUCAGAACAAUAACAACAAUAAACGCAAGUCAGCAGCUGAGUCCAUAGCCAUGGCAGAGAUAGCGAGCUCUGUUUACGGGCGCAACGACGACACCCAUAACCUCCUCGAGACAAAGAUGUUCCCACAGCGACGGACUUCAACCACGUUGUUGCGGGCGCUCAGCCCUGAGAGAGUGCACCGUUACCUGACUACCUACCACCCCCUUUCUUCCCCCCUGCUCAUCCGCAAGGGAUGGGGAAUGAACUUUUGA